AUGACGUCCCGCGCAGCGGUCGCCCCUCCAGUUCCCGUCCCCGUAAGCCCGGUUGCCGAUUCCCCAGAUCAUCUCGGUUCUCCCGAUCGGAGACGAACCAUGCCCGCCGUUGUUCCCCCUCGCACGUCGAGCACACGACGCGCUCAACCGACCGACAGACCUGUCGACUCGCCCCGCCGAACGAACCAAGAUUCUAGCCGUGAUACCAAUGGCAGGAUAGAUCCCUCCGAUCCCUCCCGCAGCAGGCGGACAUAUCAAGAUCCCUACUCCCCGAAUGGCCGGGGAAAUACCUCGGCAGCCGCGUAUUCUCGUUCCCCUCCCGCUGACACGCAUUUCGGCAACGGCCCGUCGAGAGACGCGAGCGAAAUCCUGAACAACUUUCUGGAUUCUCAGCACGAGGCCCGGAGUGAAAAGGAGCGUAUGGCGUUGAUCCAGGCCCAUCAACAAGCACCUCUGUAUGACGACGAUGCCGCGCCGCCGCCUAUUGUUUCCCACGCCGACCAUGGCGAAGAGCCGAGACGUGGUGCUAGAAGUAGACACGAUCACUCGAAGAAGGAGAAGCCGACGCGGUUUGGCGAGUACAUCCUGGGGAACACGAUCGGUGAGGGCGAGUUCGGUAAAGUUAAGCUUGGUUGGAAGGCAGAUACUGGUCAUCAGGUUGCAAUCAAACUUAUCAAGAAGGAUCAGCUGGGUAACAACCCAGCUCGUAUGGCCAAGAUCAUGCGCGAGGUCGCCAUCUUGAAGCAACUAACACAUCCGAACAUUGUCAAGCUACACAAGAUGGAGGAGUCCGAGAGACACUAUGGUAUCGUGCUCGAAUACGCGUCGGGAGGCGAGCUGUUCGACUAUAUCCUUAACCACAGAUACCUGAAGGACAACGCCGCUCGGAGGUUGUUCGCUCAACUCAUCUCCGGUGUGGGCUAUUUGCACAAGAAAGGCAUCGUCCACCGCGAUUUGAAGCUCGAGAACUUGCUGCUCGACCGCAAUCGCAACAUUAUCAUUACCGACUUUGGCUUUGCCAACACCUUUGACCCCAACGACGAACUCACCGAGGAAGAGGAGAUGAAUCUGUCGGACAAGGAGUUCGUAAAGCGCAUGGGGCUGGAUAAGAUCAAGCCCAAUGCUCCCGAGCUUGUAGUUAGCGACUCGUUAUACACCGGUAGGAAGGUGGAUGUCUGGAGCUGCGGCGUGAUAUUGUACGCCAUGCUGGCCGGCUAUCUCCCCUUCGACGACGAUCCGGCAAAUCCUGAAGGCGACAACAUCAACCUCCUCUACAAGUACAUCGUCAACACUCCGCUCACAUUCCCCGACUAUGUUACCCCACACGCCCGCGACCUCCUCCGCAGAAUCCUUGUUCCUAAUCCCCGGAAACGCGCCGAUCUCUUCGAAGUUGCUCGCCACAGCUGGCUCAGCGAGUACGCCCAUGUCGUCGAGUUCAUUACCUCGAGCACGACCACCCCGAAGGAUAUUCAGAACACCACGGUUCCUCCCGAGGACUUCGACGAGACUCCCACUAUUGCACGUAGCGCGUCGGUUCGCGAGUCGUCGAAGAAGGCCCCGGUUACGAGCUCGAUUGGUGGCCUCGCUACCAAGCAGGGCACUGUUGACGUUGAUUCCGAUGCUGCUUACACUCGGCAGCAGAGAGAUAACAAGCGCCGUACAGUACAGGUUGAAUAUGUCGCUCCCAGCACGAACACCCAGCGAGGCGAGUCGUCUGGCGCGCAGCCAUUCAGCAGCCGGACGGGUAGCCGGUCGGCAAGCCAGAGCACCGCUCCAGCACCCACACGCGAUCCGACUAGAGAGAAGCCCACGCCAAGCCAGCCCGUCAAGGAGGACUUCAGCAAAUCAACAUCCACGAGGGUGCCGCAAAGCUCUCAGCAGCGUGCUGGAGGGUCAGUCGUCGCUGUGCGCACCACGCAGCCAGCCCGGUCAGCCCCAGAGCCAGCCCCUGCACCUGCAUCAUUGCUACAGAACCUGUCGCACACGCCGGCCGACGGACCGCCUACUAGCAGCUCUAUCAGCUCCAACAACGCAAACAAAAGGGCUUCGUACAGCCAGCCUGCUGCUCCCGAGCUCAACGAUGCCAAUGUCGAAGGGCGGAUCGAGCAACCUCCGAAGACGAGCAAUUAUGGCAUCCCCAGCCCAACACCUCACUCACAGUCAGAUCAUCCCCGGCCCGGCCUCAGCAGCGUCCCGCCCAAGUUCAUUCAACUUUCUGGGUUUAAUAAUCGCGAAGGAGAGACACCUACUCCUGGUAGCGUCGGUACGACCCAAGGAUCCUCUGAAGUUAAGGGCCACAAGAGAUCCAAUACGAUGAGCGAGAUCAGCGGCAAGCUCUUUGGCCGCAGUGGCUCUAUCUUCGGGGGAAAGAACCGCAAGAAGGAGCAGUCUGGCGAGAAGACCAAGAAAUAUCCUCCUAUUAGCAUGAACAACUCCAUGCCUGGCGGUGAUGAACAUUCGAGAACAUCUCUGGAUUCUAGGCGCUCUCGGAGAUCCUUCUCGAUCGGCAUCGGCAAGAAGACUUCGGGUAGUAUCACUAGCUCGCAGGAAAAGAAGGGCAGGCGGUUCUCCUUCCUGCCUUACCUCUCCAAGGGGGGCAAGGAAGAACGCUCGCAAUCCCAGCUCGACUCGCAACAAGAUCUGCCUAUCCAAGAGCCGCCAACCCCCAGCCAGUCUGGUCAACUUGUCGACCAGAACAUUGGACGCGAGCACGCCGAAGCGACGACACUCGACAACAUGUACACGCAGUUGCAUGACCCGCGGUACUCACCUUCGCCUUACGAUCGCCGCCAAUCGUACCAGCCAUCGAGCUCCUACGGCCGCCCGAGUGCCAGCGACACCCUCAUGCCCCCGCCGCUACUCAACACCUCCGAUGCCUCGUUCGAUAGUACGAACCUGCGUCGUCCAGCUGGCACCGGCUCGGCUCCUCAGCUCCCUUACCCAUCCGGCCUCCAACCGCCACAACAGCAAUCUCAGCCGUUGCAACAACCGCGGCCGAACCAGAGCGACAACGACGUGCGUACGCCGACAGUUGGCACUCCUACCUCCUCGAAGCGCGGGGUCCUGCAGAAGCCAAAGCGAUUCACGGAUGCUUAUGAUGCCCACCAUGAUCACUCCGGCAGCAGCGGGCCCGCGAGGAGGGUUAUGGACUUCUUCCGGAGAAGGGCCAAGGCUAGGGCGGGCGACCUCUAA
Molecule: messenger RNA, 3192 nt
Organism: Thermochaetoides thermophila DSM 1495
Lineage: Eukaryota; Fungi; Ascomycota; Sordariomycetes; Sordariales; Chaetomiaceae
Product: serine/threonine protein kinase-like protein
Exons: 4
Coding region: 1-3192 (1063 amino acids)
Biological process (GO): microtubule cytoskeleton organization; intracellular signal transduction; protein phosphorylation
Cellular component (GO): cytoplasm
Molecular function (GO): tau-protein kinase activity; protein serine/threonine kinase activity; ATP binding
Source: RefSeq, a predicted model, not a curated record